ACUUCUCCGACUUGCUGAUCUGACGCGUCACUGUUCGCCGCUUUGGCACAUCAACAACUCCUCAUACCACGAAUUACUUAUAAAAGUGUCAUUUAUUUACUAAACAUUUACGUGCACGCCAAUUUGUGCUUUUUCUUCCAGUGAAAAAUAGUUCCAAAGAAACCUAAAAGCUACUCUUGUUUAGACUUGUUCACUCCCCCUCUUUAAACAAAUAAGAGUUUUCUUUUCAAGUAACUCAACCGAUCAAAUUAAGUAGUACCAUACUCUUAAUAUAGUACCAUACUCUUAAUAAUUCGAAGCGACUUCCAAAUAUAAGCAAUGGAGGGAAACGAUGACGGUGGUCAUCACGACCAACACCAAGGGGGUGGUGGGGGGGGAGGAGGAGGUGCAAAGAAACGUCCUAAUGACAACCAGGGCGAUUAUGCUAACAGCCCACAGAAGAAGGGAUUCUUUAAUGGUAGGGCAAAUAAUGCCCAAACUGAUCCUGAAGCAGUCUACUUAAAAUUUAUGGUCCCACAAGCAACGGCUGGGUCGGUCAUUGGCAAAGGCGGUCAAAAUAUUUCAGAUUUGCAAAAGGAAUACAAUGUCCACAUUCGCAUGUCCAAGGCUAAUGAUACGUUCCCCGGAACUGAUAAUAGAGUCGCCAUCAUGUCAGGAAAAGUUGCAAAUGUGUUGACUUCAACUAUGGUAAUCUUCAAAAGAAUGACAUCUCCUUCUGAUUUGUUUCCCAAGAACCCAAGACCGAAAACCGUGUCAGAUAAAGAGUUGUCUUUGAUUGUGCCGCAAGCAACGGCUGGAUUAAUUAUCGGUAAAGGAGGUAGCCGAGUGAAGAGCAUUCAGGAGGAUUCAAAUUGUCACAUCAAUCUUACUCAGAAAAAUGAACAGCUACCAACAAAUGAACGCGUUGUGACGAUUCAGAAUAAUGAUGCAAAUCCGGAUAAUAUUGAGACUGCUUUGAAGUUGAUAUUGGAAAUAAUCAAGGGCGAUCCCCAAUCAUCUUCAUGUCUCACCAUUAACUAUUCAAAUUCUGGAGGUCAUUCAAAUAAUCGGGAUGAUUAUAAUGAGGAUUAUGGAGAUGAUUCCAAAUCAUAUGGUGGUGGAGGAGGUGGCGGUGGCGGUGGUGGUCGUAAUUGGAGAGGAGGUUCUGGUGGGGGCAACAACAACAGUGGCAACUCUUCCGGUCCACAAAAUACCCCCGCAUUUGGGACGACGUCGGGUUACCCACCGCAAGUCCAUUUUUGGUGUACUUUUGCUGGUCCUCCAAUUUCCAAUGGACACACUCCACCUCCACACAUGAUUGAAGGAAUGAAGGCUUACUUGUUGAAUGUUGGAUAUCCUCCAAAAGCAAUCCAGGAAAUCAUUGCUGCUGGGAACUUGUUGGCUUCUUAUGGCAUAUUGAAGCCGGGUAACAUUUCCGUUUUCAAUUCACCUCAACUGCAGAUGAAUCCAUUUUCUGCAAUGGGUGGAGGAAAUGACGCCGUGUCUGGAAUGGGAAAUAUGGGUAGUAUGGGGGGAGGAGGUGGCAUGGGUGGUGGAUCCCUGGAUGGAUGGAACAAUACCAUGGCCGGAAUGUUUAUGAAACAAUUUCAACAAGGAUCUGCUGCAAGAGGGUACGAAGACUUUUCAUUAAGUGGUGGUGGUGGAGGGUUUGACUCUGGCUACAUGAGUGGCAUGGGAGGAAGUGGCGGCGCUGGAGGUGGGAUGAACGUUGGCGGUGGUGGGGGUUAUGGAAAGAGUGACAAUGGAACGGACAAGAGGCGUUUUUGAAGCAGUUGAAAGGACAUGCAUAAAUGAAGAGGAGACAGACGAUGAUCCAUCAAGAGAUGUGAGCAUAAACAUGUUGAGAUUCAAAACUGGCUUCAUACUGACCGCACCUCUUCUCUCCCACUACAUAUGCUCACAGAGAUAUAAAUUAUACAGUUAAUGUCUAAGAUAAUAACUUUAUACUUAGUUUAGUUACUACUUACUACUACUACUACAAUACAUGAUGUACUGGUUAAGGUUCCCAUAUAUGAUUGAUUGAUAAAAUGUACUUGGAGUAUUCGAUAGAGUUAUGUGGAUUUCAUGUCAUUCUUAAAAAAAGUUAACCAUAUGUUCAUUCAUAAUAACCAUUAUUGUAUAUGAUGUCAUUGUUAUUGUUGGGUUCAUUGUUUCAUGCUAUGUUUGGAUACACAUAAAAAAUUGUUUUGUCAUAAUUUCAUGUUCUCCCAUACUGUUAGUCUGUGUUGCUUUUAUGGUAUCAUGCAUCGUUCAAUCUAUUACAAUUCAAUCCUUCAAUUCUUUGGUUUAGCAAAAAAUAUUUUAUGGAACCAACUACAUACAUAUACACAUCUCCUCUAUUAUUAUGUACUAUGCAUAUUUGGUCAUUAUUAAAUUGGCUCCCCUUAAUACUGUA
Messenger RNA from Folsomia candida, 2395 nucleotides. It is a transcript of the gene pasilla, whose product is annotated as RNA-binding protein Nova-2. Gene Ontology annotation, molecular function: mRNA binding. The transcript has 11 exons. The coding region runs from base 319 to 1767 and encodes 482 amino acids. NCBI's taxonomy places the organism in Eukaryota, Metazoa, Arthropoda, Collembola, Entomobryomorpha, Isotomidae. The record is from RefSeq and is a predicted model, not a curated record. Gene Ontology annotation, biological process: regulation of gene expression. Gene Ontology annotation, cellular component: nucleus; cytoplasm.